AUGGCUGGCGGCGUGCGGAUUUUGCGAUACGCUCUGCCCACCUUCUUUAUAAUUAUACUUCUCUAUAUUGCUCAGACCUCAUAUCGGGGCUCCAUCACCUCCAUCACGACCCCCGGCUUCUCCCAUGGCAACACAGAUGCCAGCAAACCAGAUGGCGAAAAGACCCAGGCGCCCCAGGCCGGCGACAAGAAACAAGACCUGGGAACAAGCCCACUGGUCACCCAGCCCGGGUCGCCGCAAUGGGAGGACCUGGUCAGCACUGCGCCUGGCCCGCGCAUGAACGCGACGUUUGUGACUCUGGCUCGUAACUCGGACGUUUGGGAAAUUGCACGCUCUAUUCGACAGAUCGAGGACCGGUUUAACCGUCGCUACAACUAUGACUGGGUGUUUCUCAAUGACAAGCCAUUUGAUUCAACCUUUAAGAAGGUGACCUCGUCUCUGGUCUCGGGGAAAACGCACUAUGGCGAGAUCGCCGAGGAACACUGGUCCUUCCCUCCUCAUAUCGACCAGGAGAGGGCUAAGCAGGUCCGCGAGGACAUGAAGGAACGCAAGAUCAUCUACGGAGACUCCAUAAGCUAUCGUCACAUGUGUCGGUUCGAGUCCGGCUUCUUCUUCCGCCAGCCACUCAUGAUGAAUUACGAUUACUACUGGCGCGUCGAGCCCAGUGUCGAGAUCUUCUGCGACAUCCACUACGACCCCUUCCGAUUUAUGGCGGAGAACGGCAAGAAGUACAGCUUCGUUCUCAGCCUGUACGAAUAUGUCGAGACUAUCCCGACUCUCUGGGACAGCGUCAAGAAAUUCAUCAAGAACCACCCAGAGCACAUUGCAAAGGAUAACUCUAUGGGCUUCCUCAGCGACGACAACGGCGAAAACUACAACCACUGCCAUUUUUGGUCCAACUUCGAGGUCGGCGACCUGAACUGGCUACGCUCAAAGGCGUACAUCGACUUCUUCGAGUCUCUGGAUCAGGACGGGGGCUUUUUCUACGAGCGCUGGGGCGAUGCGCCUGUUCAUUCCAUCGCCGCCGGGCUCAUGCUGCCGAAAGACCAGAUCCACUUCUUCAACGACAUCGCGUACUAUCACGUCCCAUUCACGCACUGCCCGACUGGCGAGAAACACCGACAAGAUCUGAAGUGUCACUGCAACCCUAAAGACAACUUCGACUGGAAGGGUUACUCAUGCACAUCGAGGUACUUCGACAUCAACGGCUUAGACAAGCCAGAAGGAUGGGAGAGCCAAACAGAUUGA
This is a messenger RNA of Diaporthe batatas, 1248 nucleotides long. RefSeq lists its product as uncharacterized. Gene Ontology annotation, molecular function: alpha-1,2-mannosyltransferase activity. The coding region runs from base 1 to 1248 and encodes 415 amino acids. The transcript is spliced from 4 exons. Lineage: Eukaryota; Fungi; Ascomycota; Sordariomycetes; Diaporthales; Diaporthaceae. Gene Ontology annotation, biological process: protein O-linked glycosylation; protein N-linked glycosylation; cell wall mannoprotein biosynthetic process. Gene Ontology annotation, cellular component: membrane; Golgi apparatus. The record is from RefSeq and is a predicted model, not a curated record.